UUCAUCUCAUGGAUGAUCACUUUACCCUAGAACUCAACUCAAACAUGGAACUUCUAGACAACAGCAACAGUCCUUCACUUGGAAAUUUCAAUUCAUCCAAUGAUAGUGGUCACGAGUUUACGCCUUUGUCUGGAAACAACUUGGCAGACCGUCGUUAUCAAAGGCAUGACCAUAGUCUUCCAUUCAUGCCUUUACCAGAUGGUACUGAAGAUAAUCCAAGCUUUAGUUUUGACGAGGAUCAUCAAGCUGAUUCUUUUUUUGAUCCGUUGGCCCGUUUCCCUACAACAGAAGAUAUGAUCAACAGAAUGUCUGGGAAUGAAAUCUUGGGAAAUUCCAAUCCCAUUAUCUUUAGAUCCGGAGUUAUCGGAAAGAAUAAAGCCAACAGAAAUAGUGGAUACGGUGGUAGAAAAAGAGGGAAAAACAGUGCAGCCAAAGUGGAGAAACCGCGAGAAGUUGUUCAUGUGAGAGCAAGGAGAGGUGAAGCUACUGAUAGUCACAGUUUGGCAGAAAGGUUGAGAAGAGAGAAGAUAAACCGAAAAUUACGAUGCUUGCAAGAACUAGUUCCAGGAUGUUAUAAGACAAUGGGAAUGUCAGUAAUGUUGGAAGUAACAAUCAAUUAUAUAAGAUCUUUGCAGAAUCAGAUCGAGUUUCUGUCUAUGAAGCUUACAGCUGCAAGCAUGUUUUAUGACUUCAAUUCUGCUGAAAUGGAUGCUUUUGAUACAAUGAAGGAUCAAGGAUAUGGUUAUGAAGCACAAGUUACGGACACGAUGGGUGGGGAAGGAUAUGGAAACCUUCUACAAUUUCAAUCAACUUGGCCUCUUUGAACUCCAUACAUCUCUUUGGAAUUUAUAUGAUACAUACAUGUGGCAUGCAUACUCAUUAAAUAAAUGCCAAAGGUACUCCUUUGCGGAAAUA
Helianthus annuus (common sunflower) is the source of this 915-nucleotide messenger RNA. RefSeq names its product transcription factor BEE 1. The record is from RefSeq and is a predicted model, not a curated record. Gene Ontology annotation, molecular function: protein dimerization activity; DNA-binding transcription factor activity. The transcript has 6 exons. Gene Ontology annotation, cellular component: nucleus. Gene Ontology annotation, biological process: regulation of DNA-templated transcription. The coding region runs from base 9 to 824 and encodes 271 amino acids. Lineage: Eukaryota; Viridiplantae; Streptophyta; Magnoliopsida; Asterales; Asteraceae.